This is a messenger RNA of Dermacentor andersoni, 2054 nucleotides long. RefSeq lists its product as uncharacterized. Gene Ontology annotation, biological process: regulation of transcription by RNA polymerase II. Lineage: Eukaryota; Metazoa; Arthropoda; Arachnida; Ixodida; Ixodidae. Gene Ontology annotation, molecular function: RNA polymerase II cis-regulatory region sequence-specific DNA binding; DNA-binding transcription factor activity, RNA polymerase II-specific. The record is from RefSeq and is a predicted model, not a curated record.
UCUGUGGAAAGAUAGCAAGGCUUAUCGGGGCGCCUCUGCUAGCAUUCGAAAAUUUGCACAGUCGCGUCAAGCUAGUGGCGGACUCAAACGUCUCGUUUUUUCCAGCUGUUCGAUGUCAUUUGAACCGAAAUCCUGAAGUGACAAAAGUUUUAUUAGUGUUCUUUCUUGGCAUUGAGUGCGCAUGCGCGGUGAUUCGACGCUGCGCAUACCUGAAUACACGCCAGUUACACGGCAUCGAAGCAUCGGGCAUGGCUGAUGAAAGAAGCUACGAAUACACGCCUCCUGAGUUUAGUAUGACGGACGAGACAACUUCAAGCACAAGCUGUGACGGUACCCCGGGCGCUUCAUCUGCUUUGGACGCCUACAACACCAUUCCUGAUGACGCCUGGAAGUACCCUUGGAACACACAGCCCAUGCCGAUAACCGACGGGACUUACAGCGUCGAAGGUGACGCUGAAAAUGGCAUGACGAGUUACCAGGAACUGGGGUGCGUCAGCAGCAUCGAAAACGCAAGGCCAAGCACAAUUCGAGCUGGCAUGGAUGCAGCAUCAGCCAAUUUUGAAGACGGCGCCACAAUUCCUGAGACCACCUUGGUUGACUCACCGAGGAGGCAGUACCACCCGGCUCAUAGCACAUCCACCGUCUGCGGACAACCAGACAAGCCAGAAAGUGGAAGCUCCGGUUACACGAUUCCGGUCAACAGCAGGGGCGGCGACGAAGCAGUUGCUAGUGAAAGCUACGUUGGCAUGGAAGAAGCAUCGGGAAUUUCGCGAAGCGACCCUAGGAACUCUACUGCAACAGGAGGAAGGAAACAGCAAGAGUUGUGCGCUAUCUGCGGCAAUGCUUCGAGCAGACGGGGCGCCUCACAGGGGCACGCUAACGAACACACGGUCGACACAGCCCACUUCUGCAAAGCAUGUGAUCAGUCGUCUGUGAAGGUGUCUAAGUCUGUAGAUCAUGGCCACAACCCUACUAGCAGAAAACACAAAUGCCUAACCUGUGAUAAACUGUUCCACCGGGCUGGUCAUCUAGCUGAACAUUACCGCACACACACAGACGAAAGACCCUACAAAUGCGAAACAUGUGAUAAAGCGUUCCGACGGGCUACUCAUCUAGAUAGCCACAAGCUCACGCACACAGGUGAGAAAGCGUACAUUUGUAAAACAUGCGGUAAAUCAUUCACGCGGGUGGCGAAUCUCCUUAAACAUGAGCAGACUCACGAAGAGGAGAAACGUUGCGUAUGCCAAAAAUGUGCUAAGUCAUUCAAAAACGAAUAUGAUCUCGAGAGACAUGUAGACUCGGAAUGUGGAAACGACGCUUUCGUAGGAGAAAUCUUUGAUCGAUCCUUUCAGAAUAAUUAAUAUAUCUGUCGUCACCACCGAACAAAGCACGUGGAUCAAACACCGUAUAAGUGUAAGCAGUGCGGAUGUCGUUUUGCAGACAAAGAAACACGCGAUAGGCACGUGUGCCAGAAAGAAUGCAAGAUGUGAACAAUGCUGUCUGGCUUUUUGAAAUUACGUUGCAAGAGGUCGUCGCCAGGGUGUUUCAAUGUCGAAAAAUAAUGCCGGUGCUGGCCAGCGCUCACUGUUCCAUCAACUGCGUUGUUGGUGAACGUUUUUAUCAGUGAUUUGAAGACAAACCCUAAUGGGCUGCAUGUUUUUGUUUUCUGUAACUAGAUGGGUUAAAUGUCCACAAAAGAUCUUAGACUCCACAUUCAGUUAGGGAAACUAUUGUGCAGGUGCUUUGACAGUGUACCAGCAAACAAGCUUUUUUGAACCAUAUUCCUAGUUAUUUUAGUAAACAGAAUGGAAUAUCUCUGAUUAGGAAGCAUUUGAGAAAGGAGUUACUGUGCUCUUGUCAAUCAAAAGUAAUUUCUGCCAUUAUUCGAGGUCGAAAGGCCAAGUUACCUUCGAGAGGCAGCACUUGUAGAUGCUUUUACGAGAAGGUACAGCAAAAUUGUGCGCGUAUGAAAAUUAUUCCCUCGAAAUUUUGUUCUUUCUUUGGGGCGUGUAUUCAUACCGCAAAUGUUUAUUCUAUACCAUAAACUAAGCUGA